CUUUACCCUUCAACCAACUAAGUAUUAGCACAUGUGUCCUUGACCUGCCACAGCUUUGGUGUAGAGAUACUGAUUUUCUAUUCUUUGAUUUUGGUUUCUAUUACAGAUUUUCUGCGUGUUUAAAUUCAAAUAAAUCUCCUCUAUUUUAGGAGAUAUUAAUUGUUACUCUUGUAUGUAAAUUUAGUUCAGUUUCUCAAUAAAAUCAUUAAGUCAUUUCUGAAUUUUUCUUUGUUUAUAUGGUAUCUGGAUUAGCUCUAGGGAGUAACAUUCUCUGAAUAUCCAACCCAAUCUAAUCAAACGGCCUCCAAUGAAGCCACUCAUAACUCCCUCAAAAGCACAUCCUCCACCACCUAACCAAGUCCCAUGCAAAUAGUGUAGCAGCCAACCCACACCCACUCUUGUAAAACCGUCUCAAUAUACAUGAAGCUGGUACAUGUUUUUGUGCCCAAACUGUUUCUAUUCUACCAAUGCUCCCAAGCAAACAUGAUCAAAGUCGCUCAGAGCUAAUACGGUAAAAAGACCCGCCAAAGAAUAUCACAAAUGAAAUUCAUUUUUUAUAGAUGUUCUCUUUCUCCAAAUCUACGAAGAAAGAUACACAGUUUAGAUCGCAUGGAACAUAAAGCACGCAUUUGUUCACAUAAACCAGAACUUUCCCCUCUCUGGUUCUCGAAUUCAAGCAAUAUGUCGAAUGCAGAUGAACCGUUCGAUGAAACGCCUGAGUUAGAUGUCAUUUCAGCGACAGCUUUAAUUGGGCGGUUUUGUAGGCAAAACCGAUAUAAAGAAGCUGUCUAUUUGUUCUCAAGAAUGAUUUGCCUGAAUAUUAGGCCGAAUCAGUUCACUUUUGCGUCUUUAAUUCAGUCUUCAACUACAAUACAAAAUUUUCAUUUAGGUAAGCAAUUUCAUGCAUCUGCAAUCAAGAUGGGUCUUUACUCCAUUGUAUUUGUAGGUAGCGCAAUGCUAAAUUUCUAUGCCAAAUUGAGUUCAAUUGAUGAAGCUAGGAAAGCUUUUGACGAUAUUCAGAACCCAAAUGUUGUCUCUUAUACAACUUUGAUGCAUGGGUAUUUGAAGAAAGGAAAAAUUGGGAAUGCUCUUCAGUGUUUCAAAGAAAUGCCCGAAAGAAAUGUUGUGUCGUGGAAUGCAAUAAUUGGUGGAUGUAGCCAGAUGGGUUGUAAUGAAGAAUCUGUAAAUCUUUUUGUAGAGAUGCUGAGGGAAGGGAUGAUGCCUAACGAAUCGUCGUUUCCUUGUGUAAUUAGUGCAGCUUCAAAUAUAGCGGCACUUGGAAUGGGAAAAAGUUUUCAUGCUAUUGCUAUUAAGUCCUCGUGCAACUUUAAUGUUUUUGUUGGCAAUUCUUUGGUUAGCUUUUAUGCAAAAUGUGGAUGCAUGCAAGACGGUCUCUUGGUUUUCAAUGAACUUCCUAAUACGAAUAUUGUCUCUUGGAAUGCUGUGAUAUGUGGUUUUGCACAGAAUGGAAGAGGUGAGGAUGCUGUAAUUUUCUUUGAAAGGAUGAGAGCAGCAGGUCUGAGACCUAACAGUGUUACAAUUCUUGGUCUUUUAUGGGCUUGUGAUCAUGCUGGUCUUGUUGACAAGGGUUAUUAUUACUUCAAUCAAAUAAGGGUCGAGGAACCCAAUGUAUUAAAACCUGAACAUUAUGCAUGUAUAGUUGAUUUAUUCUCUCGGGUUGGUCAUUUGAAAGAGGCUGAGAGGCUUCUUCAUGACUUGCCUUUUGAUCCAGGAAUUGGGUUCUGGAAAGCAUUGCUUGGAGGCUGCCGUAUCCACUCAAAUAUGGAAUUGGGUGACUUAGUGGCAAAGAACAUCCUGGCUUUAAAUCCUAAAGACGUGUCAUCAUACGUAAUGCUGUCAAAUGCCUAUUCUGCUGCUGGCAGAUGGCAGAAUGUGUCGAUAAUGAGGAAACAAAUGAUGGAGAAAGGAUUGAACAGGGUUCCAGGUUGUAGUUGGAUUGAAAUUAAAAACAAAGUUCAUGUCUUUGUUAACAAUGACAGAAAUCACCGCCAAAAGGAUGAAAUUUACAGUUUCUUGAAGUUUUGCACUGAAAGGUUAAGAGAGAUUGGUGAUUGCAGAUUGUUAGGGGAGUUCUAACUUAAGAUUUUUUACCAGUUAUUUAUAUGGGAGAAAAGCGAUUGAAGUGGUUCAUUUUGGAAUGAAAUUACACAUGUAUAAAGGGGACUAAAAUCUAGUUCAAGCUUAAUCAAGUUGAGUUCACUGCUUUUUGGCUUGAAACUGAAAGCAUGUACUAUGAUCAAGUUAUUCAGAUUGGUAGAUGGUUUUCUAACUCCGGUUUGCAAUUCAAGAAAUUUGGUUUUGCUGAAAGACAGGAAGCAAACCAGUUUUGUGAGAAAGCUUUGAUUAUGUAUUGAUACUUCGCUUUAAAGGAUGAAGCUUGGUUUGAAUUGAAAGACAGGUUGCUGUUCCUAACAUCAAGGAGAUCAGCCAAUGAUCCAGGAACCGCAGGCUACUCAAUUGGGCUCAAUCCACUGGGCCACUACAAAUCUUUGUAUGCAAAAGUAAACACAAUUAUUGGCAAAUUGUCUCAUUUUGUGAAUGCACUAAACUAUUGUUCGAUCAAAGAUGAGUAUUCUUCCAAUGUAUCAUUUUUGGGUCCAAUGGAAUUCAUAUGUAUAGGAAGAAGCCCUAUUGAAUAGAGAUUUUUUCUUUCAACCAUCUUAGAUAUAUAUUGCCUACUUUGCGGCUGAUGUAUUUGAUCAUUCAGGAAUGCAGAAGCGCCUUGCUUGUCCAUUCUAUCUUUAGGAUAUAAACUGAAGGUAGAUAAUAUAAGAAAACAUUAUUGGCAUUUUGUAUCUAAAUAUUUUUCUUCUUGGACAUCAGGGUGUCAAAUGCUUUUAGUUAUUGUCAAGGAUUCACUUAAUAAUUUUGUUUCUCA
This is a messenger RNA of Jatropha curcas, 2899 nucleotides long. Its product is annotated as pentatricopeptide repeat-containing protein At5g42450, mitochondrial. Gene Ontology annotation, molecular function: RNA binding; protein binding. Lineage: Eukaryota; Viridiplantae; Streptophyta; Magnoliopsida; Malpighiales; Euphorbiaceae. The record is from RefSeq and is a predicted model, not a curated record. Gene Ontology annotation, biological process: RNA modification.